Molecule: messenger RNA, 2118 nt
Organism: Penicillium argentinense
Lineage: Eukaryota; Fungi; Ascomycota; Eurotiomycetes; Eurotiales; Aspergillaceae
Product: putative dynamin GTPase
Exons: 4
Coding region: 1-2118 (705 amino acids)
Cellular component (GO): cytoplasm; membrane; microtubule
Molecular function (GO): GTPase activity; microtubule binding; GTP binding
Source: RefSeq, a predicted model, not a curated record
AUGCCUCUUGACGAGGACGGAGAUUCAAGUGAUGUGGACAGAGGGAAGGACAACCCUGGACUCAGUUCGGCAAAAUCAUCCAAAAGACUUAAUCAGAUUGACUGUGUUCGAGCCAACGGGGUUGGCGAUCAUAUCGCGCUCCCUCAGUUGGCAGUGUCUGGUGAUCAGUCGGCUGGAAAAAGCUCUGUUCUCGAAGGUAUCACCGGAUACCCUUUUCCUCGCAAGGACGGACUCUGUACACAGUUUCCUACCGAGAUAGUACUGCGCCAUGACACUCAAGUCAGUUCGAUGACUGCAAGCCUUCUGCCUAGUCAAUCUCGUUCUCCUGAGGAGAAGAAAAAGUUCGCGGGAUUUCAACGAGAAUUUCAAGAUUUCAACGAAUUACCAAUGAUAAUCCGCGAAGCUUCCUAUUAUAUGGGGGUUCGAGGAUUCAGCGAACUUGUCGAUGCACCUGGUUUCGCUGCGGAUGUUCUUAGACUCGAAUUGGUCGGCAAUACGGGGCUUCAUCUGACUUUGGUUGAUCUGCCGGGAUUGAUAUCGGUCUCGGAGGACGAGGAAGACGUUGAGAUCGUGCAACGUUUGGUUGAUUCAUAUCUGGAGAGCUCUCGUACAAUAAUACUUGCUGUUAUUCCGGCCAGCAGCUCGAUGCAGAGACCCAACGCAUUAUUCAACGAGCGCGUCAUUUUGACAAGGAGGAGAAGAAAGAGUGGCUCGCUUGGCGAAAAACCUGGAUCGCACAAAGUUGAAUCUUGGCUUCUUUCUCGUCAAAAUCCCUCCCCGGACGAAUUAGUGGACGGAAUCAGUUUUCAGCAGCGCCAUCGGGUAGAAAUGGAGUUCUUCUCCAGUCAACGUUGGAAGGCCCAGGGAAUUGAUUCUACGAGAAUUGGGAUGAACAAUUUACGUUCAUUCUUGGAGGAAUUGCUGGAUAGCCAUAUCGAGCGAGAGCUACCGAAGGUUCAGCAGGAGGUUCGACAUCUAUUGCAGCGGGUGGAUGAUGAAAUAAUUAACCUUGGGAUUGAGAGAUCAAACGCAACGCAAGUUCGAGUAUUUCUCACUCAGAUCAGCACUGAAUUCUAUGGAAUUGUCAAGAAUGGCCUUGAGGGAAACUACGAUAGCUGGGACGGCGAUUUUUUUGCAACUGGUCCGGAAACUUGCCGUCUGCGUGCUGCGAUCCAUAGAGAAAAUGAGCACUUUGCCGAAUAUAUGAGGAACCAUGGCCAACGGAGAAAAGUUGUCGCUUCUGAUUGCGAUAAACUGGGAGAGGAAAGCGACGAGGAAAGCGAAGAGAAAAGCAAAGAGGAAAGCGAGGAAGACAAGAAUAAAGAGCUUUUGGUUACAGAGAAAGAGAUGUUUUCUUGGAUUAAAGAGAUGUAUCACCAAACCAGAGGUCGCGAGCUCCCAGGAAAUUACAACCAUUCUCUCCUUCAACGUUUGUUUCACAUCCAAUCAUGUCGCUGGAAAGAGAUCUCUCGAGCCCACAUUGAGUCCGUCGUGAGCUUGGUGACUCAGUUUGUGCGCCAGGCCUUGAAGUUCGUGGUAAAGGAUGCCGGAGUCUACGAUAAAUUGCAGAAGCACAUUAUGACUACGUUCAAUGAGAAUACCGGCAAUGCUCAUGGGGAACUCUCCAAGCUCAUACAAGAUGAAAGAGGUCACCCAAUUACCUACAAUCACUACUAUACUGACAACAUUCAAAAAGCGAGACAUGACGAAGCGAAGGAAAGCAUUCGAACAUCAGUCAAGAAAGCAGCUGAAUCGGAUUGGGGCGGCAAUGUUUACUUCAGCAACACUCCUCACGAAAUGAAUCGAAUGAUUUUAGCUCUACAGAAACGCGUGGAGGUUAAUAUGGUUGACAGAGCCUGCUCCGAGGCAUUGACCGAUCUGAAUGCAUAUUACAAGGUUGCCAUGAAAACAUUUGUGGACAAUGUGUGCCGACAGGUGAUUGAAAGGCAAAUUCUGUCCAAAUUGGGAGGGGCAUUUCACCCAACAGUUGUGAGUAAGUUUUCAGACGAGGACCUAAUGCGUCUCGCUGGCGAGUCACAAAAAACUAGCCGUCAACGUGUUGAGACGGUGCAAUUGAAACAGAAGCUGGAGGCAAGUCUACGAGAAUUAUCCACUUAG